GUUGUAACUGUGCUUUCAUCAUGGGGAAACUUGACGUUUCUUUAUUGCAGUACAUAACAAAAGAGGACUUCAGAGUUCUUCUUGCUAUUGAAAUGGGCAUGAAGAACCAUGAGCUGGUGCCUGGUCCUUUGGUUGCACAAAUUGCAAACCUGAAGGCUGGAGGAGUCUUCAAACUUCUAAGGAAGGAGCUGUGCAUGCACAGACUGGCCACCUAUGAGCGAGGCAAACACUAUGAUGGAUACAGACUAACAAACCGCGGUUACGAUUACUUGGCUCUCAAGAGCCUUGCUGAGCGUGAUGUUGUUGUCGGAGUUGGCAGUCAGAUUGGAGUGGGCAAAGAGAGUGACAUUUUUGUAGUGAAAGGACAAAAUGACAAGAUGUUGUGCAUGAAGCUUCAUCGGUUGGGCCGAACAUCUUUUCGCAAGCUGAAAGAGAAGCGCGACUACCACAAAGGCCGGCAGAUGUCCUGGAUUUACCUUAGUCGCCUCUCAGCCACUAAGGAGUUUGCUUACAUGAAAGCUCUUCACGAGAGGGGUUUCCCUGUUCCUGAACCUAUUGAUGUCAACAGACACUGCGUUAUAAUGGAACUUGUUAACGGUUAUCAGCUACAUCAAGUGCACGACGUAGCCAACGCGGCACAGUUGUACAGCGAUCUUAUGGAGCUUAUUGUUCAACUAGCCAACAACGGCGUCAUCCAUAGCGACUUCAACGAGUUCAACAUCAUGGUCAGCGACGAAGACAAACCAAUCAUCAUUGAUUUCCCUCAGAUGGUCUCUACCAGCCACGAGAACGCUAAAAUGUACUUUGACCGUGAUGUGCAAUGCAUCAUCACGUUUUUCAAGAAGAGGUUUGGUUACGAAAGUGAGCUAUUCCCGGACUUCGAUAAAGACGUGCAGAAAGUUUUUGAGCUGGACAAAAAAGUCGCGGCAAGUGGCUUCAAGAGAGAAAUUAAUGAAUUCGACGAAAUGCUGAUAAGCAGGGAGAAUGCAGAAGAAGUGGAAGAAGAAAGUGAUGAUAAUGACGACGACAACGACGACGACGACGACGAAGAAGAAGAAGAAGAAGAAAAAGAUACAGACGGCGACACUAGCAACGAUUGCGAAGCAUCUGAUGAAGACGAUGAGCCUGAAGGGAAACUGAAGCAAAAAUCAAGUGGCUUGCGUUCAGCAUAUUCUGAAGCAAACGAAGAAAAUUUGAAAGCUGCCGAUUCUACGUUUACAGCAACCAUGGAAAUGUAUUUCAAAAGUAUGAAGAAUGUGAAGGUUGCGUCGAGUGAUACCAACAGCUUGAAUUGCUGUCUCGGUGGGAUAUGCAACACUGAAUGUCUGGCCAAACGAGAAUUGAUGAAUGGAAGUUUGGCCACUGUAUCAGAAAACCAGGUUUUAGCCAGUCCUGAGAAUCAGACGCUCAAAAGCUUAAAUGAUCUCACCGUCACCGACAAAGAUUUCGACACGCGAUCGACAACCAGCAGAGGCAGUCGUCGAAGCACAAAAUCACGAAACACUGGCCAGAAACUCGACCCUGAAACGCGGCAAGCAAUGAUGGAAAAACUGGUGAAGGCGCGUGAGCAGCGGAAAAAGGCUGAAGAGAACGGUGAGGUAGUACCGAAUUUGAUGGAGGUAAUGGAAAGCACGCGGCAGGAUGACGACCGCCUCACAUGCAUCAGCUUUUCGACGCGCGCGAGCACCGUCGACCCUGUGGUGCUGAAGCUCAGAGCGCAGCGUGAGUACGAAAAGAAAGAACAAAAGCAAAUCUCAAAGAAGAAUUUGCGUGUCAAGGGUGAGGCUAACGCUUACACCAGAGCAAAGAAAGAAAAUGUGAAUAACAUCAAGCAGAGCAUGGCGUGUGCAGAUGUCUGGGGAUAAAUUUUUACGAGUCGAA
Messenger RNA from Hyalella azteca, 1881 nucleotides. It is a transcript of the gene RIOK2, whose product is annotated as serine/threonine-protein kinase rio2. NCBI's taxonomy places the organism in Eukaryota, Metazoa, Arthropoda, Malacostraca, Amphipoda, Hyalellidae. Gene Ontology annotation, molecular function: ATP binding; protein serine/threonine kinase activity. The record is from RefSeq and is a predicted model, not a curated record. Gene Ontology annotation, cellular component: preribosome, small subunit precursor; nucleus; cytosol. Gene Ontology annotation, biological process: maturation of SSU-rRNA; protein phosphorylation.